GGGAAUUUCAAACAGACAAGGACAUAGUUUUGUUUCUGCUCAUUGUGUAUUUUUGAAAUUACUUAUCAUUCCUGUGGGCAUAUACAAAUGAUGGGCUUAUAACAAUGUGAAACGCGUUUCUAGUACUGGCAACUCAGCAUUUAAUAGACAAUUUAAUGGUCGGUGGAGCUACCAUAGUGCAUACCUGGUCAAUCUCGAGAUAGGGUAAAUUUUGGGGAAACCGCAAUAGAAAACUUUGGGAAACCCCAAAACUUUCCCAGGUCGGGGGAAAAUCUCCAAAGUUUUGGGGAAAUAUCAGGUUUUCAUCAAUGAAUCUUAUAACACUGGGGUUUUCUCUCAAAUUUCCCUAAACUUUAGGAAGAACUACCAUAUUUAUUACGACUAUGUGGAAAACUCCAAACUUUACCCAAAUUCUCGUAAAGUAGAGAGGUUGGGUGAAACUUUAAUUAGCAUGUUAACUACUGUCCAAUUUGUAAAUCAACGAUGUCCUCCAACUCCUGUAUUGAUUCAUCAGAUAGAGACAUCGGAUCGACGACGUUGUGAUAUUCUUGUUGGAAUUGUGCAUCAGAUGUCGGACACAUAUCCAGCAAAUGUGGAGGGGAGACAUGUCCUAUUGGUCUAUCAACUUUUAGCAUUGCGGUCAGUUUCUCGACCACUAUUACAGAUUUUCACUCAUUUGGCUAAACAAGCAUAUCGAAGCCUGAAUUUAUAUGGUCUUUAUAUUUUGAUGUAUCGAAUUCAGUUGUAUUGCCUGAUAGCUCUUUAGAUAGCCACCCUCAUUCCAAAAUCCAAUAUCAGAAACGUUCUGCUUCAAACUCGUUUCGAAGGCUGUCACACUCAGUCAGUAUAUUAUUGUAAGACAAAACGAGUUGUCACGCUUGGUGCUAUAGUAUACAUGUCAUAAGUGAUGGUCUCAACCUUUAGUGGAAUGGGUUUAACAUUGAAGACUUACUAAGUAACCUAAGGACUGCACAUAUUCUAUUAUCACAUGACCGUUUGGAUGGUGUUAUCACCUGUUACAGUUACUUAGCUGUCAGUCAUCCUGGCCACUGGCAAGUCAUAAAAAUAUCCUCUGUCGAUUAGUAAACAUGAGACUAAAUGACUGACAAAACCGGUUUAAUUAUUCAACAGUCCAGGGUAUGUGUAGGAAUUCGAAAACGAACCUCUACAAUGAGUGUGACACAUAAUGUUUGGGGUACAUUACACCUAUUUAGAGGUUAAAAUCACACAAUCGAUUAGCGACUUCUUUUAAAAGGAUAUUAAAGAUUUCUCAGUUUAGCUUGUUUUUACCAACAUUUUUAUUAAUGAUUGUGUCAGUAUCUCGGAGACUAAGCAGUCUAUACUCGACGACUGGACCGACUUUUUGCAAAUGGAAAUGUCUACCUGUGUAGGAGGGUGUUAUUCAUACAUUAAAGCGCACGAACUAAUCUUAAAUUCCUCGGGUUGUGUUGCACGAUCUGACCAGGCUGGUUAAAUAUGGUCGAGUUAGCUUUCGGAUGUUAAAAGAUUUAUUGAUUAUUAAGGAUGCUAGAUUCUCGGCUUGCACAAACUACCUGUUUGUCUGAUUUAAAACAGGCCAGUGGUGUUUCCUUAAGAAAUGUUUAUCGUAAUAUCUAUUGUUAAAAAUAUCCAGUCAAUGUAGCUUUAAGUGUUUUUAAAAGCGUGAGGGCGAUUGGCACUUUCUGGUUUCCUACACCGUGAAAGGAUACGUCUUAACGUACCUAAUAAGGAAACUGAGUUAAUGGUGGUCUUAGUGACCCAAGGGAGAAACUAUGACCCUAAGGAACAGUUGCUUGGGGCCGGUCAUACAGCUAUUUUAUACGUAGUCUUAUAUGCGUUAGCUUCGUACUUUUAGAACCUUAUCUCCAGCGGAAGUCUAUGAGAUAAAUUGAGGUGUAGUAUUCUUAUGGCUACCUUUUCUAACUUUCUGUUGUGCAAAAGAGUAUCGCUACAGAUAGUGGUUGUCUGUAAAAAACACACUACUAUUAUCAUACUCCAGUGCAAUCUGUAGUACAAUUUCGUCUUAAGUUUCUCCUUUUAUUCUAGCCACUUUCCAGCUUAGCCUCUUCGUUACUAUUUCCCUUUAUUUAUUUAUUUGAACACAUAAAUAUUGGUACAAGGAGGCACCAAAUAUAUAUGCGCCACACAUUUCCAUUAGGAAUAAUCAAAGACAUUAACUAGAUGGACUUCCUACUUUUUUCUCGUGAUUUUUGCAUAUUUCCUAUUUCAUCUUUUGAAAUUUUCUAUUUUUCAGAGUUGUGUAAGUGAUGCAGAACCAGUCAGUAAAUCAAUCGAAUAAUCAUCAAACUAAACGUAGCUCAUAUGCAAAUUACGGUAAACAGCUUCAGAAUUCAGUGUCUGGCCAACAACCACACCAACAACAACAGAUUUGGCCGUCGUCUUUGCCAACAGGUUGGAGACGUGAAGAAUGUAUGCGACCUAAUGGAUUAGGCACUGGGAAGUCAGAUGUUUAUUAUAUUAGGUAGUCUAUGUAUUACUAGCUAAUCUCAUUGAUUUCUAUUUCUCUCCCUCCCUCCCAUAUUAUUUGGCAGUCCUCAAAAUCAAGUUGUACGAAAUAAACAAGAAAUGCAAACAAUUUUAGGUGAUAAAUAUGAUAUUGGUCUGUUUGAUUGGAGAAUGGGUAAAUUUGUGAUGAGCAACAACAACAGUAAUAAUAAUACUAAUAAGUCGAAAAGGCUGGAAGAACCAACUGCAGACACAUCAGCAUCGUCACCAUCAGCUAAAGUUCCGCGUGUAGAUAAUCAGUGUAGUUUACCAAUGAGAAGGUGUCCAUUCCCGAUAACAAAUGACGUUAAACCGGUUAUUGUACGUUCUCAUCCUGAGUGUAAGCGAACAGAUGUAAAGAAUACCAAUCAAGAAACUCCUCAUCAGUUAUUUUGGGAAAAACGAUUAGCUGACCAUGUGGCUAUUGAUCCGGAUACUGGCGAAUCUUUCAAACCCUUUUUUUUGCCUAAAGGAAUACAGAUAUGUGUGGUGCAUUUUGAUGUAACUGUGACGUAUAAUCCUAUGGAUUUCUUAGUCAUGAGGGUAAUAAGGGUAAUAUUAUAAUAAAACGUUAUUCUGGUCGUUAUCUUCACCUCCUAAUCGGCCACUUGAAGUAGAAGGAGCUCGUUUACCGAUAAUGGUCAAGAGAAUGUAAUUUUUUUAUCAGUGGGUGCUUACUAGUUAUAAGCGCGCUUUAUGUUCAAAUGAUCUGUUCAAGCGAGCAAUAUACAACAGUUUGAAUAUAUAACAGUAAAUGUUUACUUUGGAAUACAUUUAUAUAAAUCACUCUUUUCCUCUUAUGCUAGGUGCUGGAGUACCAGGUUAUCAACCUGUUCAGUUAGUCCAUAGUUUAAUUCAUGCGUUGUCAUCAUCAUCCUCUAAGAUUUCUCCAAUUAUUGGUCAAGAGCAACAACCUUCAGCUAUUGAGAAAAAUCCCUGUGUUGUUAUUAAUCAUUUACAACCAAUGAUUAAGGUACGUUCACCUAUUUUAUAAUAACUAUGCACUCUUGCUGUUAUCUAUCUCCACCAAUUUAUUUCAUAAAUCACAAUGUCUUGAACUGACUGAAGUUCAAAACGUAAACUAGUAAAUUCUAACUCCGUAGUUUAAAGUUUAAGCACUCACCAUGACAAUUGAACGUCCUGGGUUGCACUUUCGACUGGGUCGUGGAUACGCGCUGCUGAGGAGUCCCAUACCAUACUAGGACAAAACAAGUGCCCAGUGCCUCACUGUUUUCACUAGUCAUCCAGGUUCAGUUCGUGAUGUAAACCUUAAAAUCGAAAACAGCUGAUAAUCAUUCUUGUCAGGUGUCAUUACAUUGACUAUAUUUGUUUUAUUUGAACGCAUAAAUAUUGGUACAAGAGAGCACCAAAUAUAUAUGUGCCACACAAAACAGUGAAAAUGAGAAGAGAAAAAAGAAGGUAAGGAGCGUAAAAGAAAAAAAGAAGGACAGUAACGACCAGAUUAGUGUAAGGUAGUGUAAUAAUAAUAAUAAUGGGGGAGACGGAAAGGUACAACCAAAAGAAAUCUUUCAGUUGAGGGAGAUACAACCACUUUUUAUGAAGAAAGUAAAAGGAGGUUACAGCAGGAUCGCCACUGACUUAUAUUCUGAGCCAUAUCUGAUAACGUCUCUAGCCACCGUGUCACACCAUCUCUCGGACCCCAACCAGAGAGUCGUGAGGGACCAACAGAAACCUGUUCUGUAUAGUUUUCUCUCGUACCCCGACACCAUGUCAUACACUGACCACCUCUCGGAUUACAUGUUCACCACAUUCCUCGUAAACACUAAAUACUUAUUUAACCUAUAGUUAAUCCAAUACCGAUGAUUAAUUGAUCACAAGAGUCGCUUUAUAAGUAAUACUAGCUAAUAUCAGUCACUAUCAUUUUACAUGUGCGCGUGUAUAUACCGUUUCUAACGUAACAAUAAUUUUUUCCAAAUAUUCACCUUUCACCUAAAGAAUUUACAUUCCUUGCUGUCAAAUGGUCUGUUUUUCUCCAUUAAAUGCCAAUUAUUUCCUCCCAACAACAGAUAUCCGAACACGAUAAAAACUAGCUAAAAAAAUAACUCACAUUUUUUUUGGCUCGUUUGUCUUUAUAUUAGUCUCAUUUAACGACUCAAUUUUGAAGUUUGCAAUCGAUAAAGUCUGUGAUGAUAUUUCGCUAAUGGUAGCAUGUUUGGAAUACAUUUCUGACCUAAAUGCACAAAUGUUGUUUCAGAACUAGUCUUUAUCAUCACAAGAUUACAUACUACUUAUAAGCAAUCUUGUCAGUCUGAUCUUCUGAAUAACCUGGUUUCCUUCGUUUCUAAAAAAUCCCUUGACUAGACAUUUAUUGUAACCGAUGACGAUAUACGUCGACAAGAAGCUCGUGUCAAAGAACUACGAAAAAAACUGGAAAUUGCAAGAAAAAAAUUACAUCCGGUAAGUGGGCUUUUUCUUUGUUCAAUGAAAAAAUCUGUAAAAGUAUAGAAAUGAAGCAGUCAGAACUGAGGAAAUUACUUUCUAGGAAAGAAUGACUCGUCUAUCACAUCAAAUGAACAACAGAAAUACUUUUUUAUGAUGCUCAGAUCAUUUAAAAUUCUUAAGAAUUGUUCUUUUUGUGGUGAAACUGUACCAUACCGACGACCUGAAAUUAUUUUAAGAGCGACUUUAAGACCAGUCAAUCAGUGAAUAGCCGAUCAGGGUGCGUCUAUCAUGAGUUUAUUUAUUUAAACACAUAAACAUUGUUACAAGCGGGCUCCAAAUAUAUAUGCGACACACAAUAACAAUAAGGUUGUGAAGAGAUAAUGUAAAGUGGGUAUAAUAAAAAAUAAGAAUAACAAUGAACAGAAAUUAGUGUGUAAGAGUGAAAUAAUAACAAUGGGAAAAACAGUUCAGUUAGGAAAAAUACAACCCGGAAGAAUUCCUUCAGUUAAACUAGUUAUGUUCAUUCUUAUGAAUAAGGUUACAACAGGAUCACCACUGGCUUAUAUUCUGAGUCAUGUCUGAUCAUGUCUCUAGCCACGGUGUUACACCAUCUCUAGGUCCACAACCAUGGAGUCGUGAGGGACCAACAGAAACCUGUUCUGUAUAGCUUUCUCUCGUACCACGACGCCAUGUUAUACACUGACCACCUCUCGGCUCUUUUCAACCAGUCCCAGAGUCGGCAAAUAAUGCACGACGUGGAAUUCUCUGGGACGAUAUUCGUAGAAUACGUCCAAGCCACCGAAGUCGAUGUUUCAAGAUGGUGACACCGAUUGGAUUAUCAUCUCUGUGCCCGAACACACGAUCCCGAACCUCUGCAUUACUAACAUGGUGUCGCCACUGGAUGUCAGCAAUCCUUCGGAGACAACGAUGAUCGAACACAGAGAAUCUCCUAACAUCCUCAACUCGGAGAGGCCAGGUUUCACAAGCAUAGAGCAGAACUGCUCUCACCGACGCGUUGUAGAUCCGACCUUUUACAGCCAGACUAACAUCACGAAGGCGCCAAAGAUGGCCCAAAUUGGCGUAAGCCGCUCUGACUUUCACUUUACGUGAAUUGAUCUCAUCACCAACACUUAUGCAGCUACCUAGGUACACGAACUUCUCGACUACUUCUAUCUGCUCACUACCCAGAUUGAGUGCAAGAUCAGGGUCCUGCUAGUCUUGUAAAAGUACUUUCAACUUGAAAUUGCAAAGCACAUGUCAUACAUACGAACACUGAAUGCCAACUGAUUAAGUGCGGAUUUUAAUGGCUUGGAUAUCAUCGCACAGUAAGACAAUGUCAUCCGCAUACUGAAGGUUGAAAAGGCUUUCUCUAGGCAACAAAUCUACACCAUCAUUAAUUACAUCCAUCAGAGCUGUUUGCAGAAUGUCAUCGAUAGCACAGUUGAAAAAAAGUGAGAUUAAGCAACCCUGCCUAAUGCCACCGCUUGAAUGGGACAGUGGAGAGAAUCAAUUUUUUAAGGUUUUGAACAAUCUACGAAAUAUGACAGAAGCCAACAAUUUGGACGCGAUCGGAAAUAGACAUAUCUCCCGAUAGUUGUUGCGGAGACGACGUGAACUUUUUUUAAAGAUAGGGACAACCAUCGACUCAUUCCAUGAUGUUGGGACACUCUAAAUACCAGACCUUUGUAAACAACUUAGUCAGUUCCUUAACCAGAAUGGCAUCUCGGACUGAUGUACGUACGUACGAAGUUCUACGCUGUUACUGAUUGACUAACCAGAAGGUCGGCACCAUCUUUAAAAAGGGUCGGAGUUAAGUCAUCUUAGCCUAGUGAUUUGUGGCGCAUCAUCAGUUGGAGUUCCUUGCAAACUCCCGUUUCGUUAGGUAGAUCAGUCGUCACCGGCCAUGGAGGGCAGGACAGUCUGAUCUAUGGCGCUGGUGUAGCGGACCACUUUAACCGUUCCUCGGAAAACUGUCCAUCAUCCAAGUCGUUGGUAAAUGUUAUUGAUUGGCAUCCCAUCAGCCUCACAGAUUGUUUCAUUCAUACCAUACUUCUUGGUUUCAUUAGCUCGAAUUAGGUAGAAGAGCUUCCUGCUGUUACCAAAUACAGCGGCUGCUUUCAACUCAUUAGCACGCUCCGACCACCAGGCUUCCCGGUCCUUAAACAAGAUUUGCACAAUCUUAUUACGUAGCAAUCUUCGUUUAUCUUCAAACUCGCGGUUGGCUGUAGUAGAUCGACAUGCUUCGUCGAGUUGUAAACAACCUGAAAAAACUCAGUACUUAUAAGCGGGACGUUUGGUGAAGCCGCAUUCAAUUUUACUCACCAUUUUCAUGGCGUCAUGCCAUUGCAGCCAAUGCUUAUCUGUACUUUUCGGUGGGCUGGUAGCUAGUCUUGAACCUAGCUUGGUCUGAUAUGUAGUAGCAAUAAAAGCUAAAACCAAUUUGCUAACAUCGAUCAGUUUAGAACGAUGAAUUUGUUGACCCAUGGGACGUAAAAUAAGGUUGGCGUAAACAUGGUCAUGUAUAAAAGUUCAGAUAGGAGCACCAGUCUUGUAGACAACCACGCCAGCGGUAGCUGAUCGCAAUGUGGUAAGUCUGGGUCCAGGCUUGAAAUACAGAGCGAGGAUACCUGGUAGCACAUCGGCGAUGACUGUGCUGACAGUUAGUGCUAGCCAGGAACAGGUUGUAAUCCGCACAAAGUUGCAGUAGACAGUCACCGUUAUCUGACUUGCGUCCAGCAAGUCUCCACUAGCCACCCAAACAACUCGCUAUGCCUAAACACCCGACCUGGACAUUCAAAUCUCCGACUGGCACUACAAUAACUGUCGACUUCACUUUCUGUAGAAGGACACUUAACUGGUGGUUAAACUCAUCCUUAGUUGCGUCAGGGCUUCAAUCUGUCGCGGCGUAGGCAGAGAUGACGAAAAGACAUUGUUUCUAAUCUAACAGCACAUAACUGACUGUUAAUGGGGAUCCAAUCGAUUAGUGCUGCCUCAGAUCUAGCGCUUAGUGCGACACCGACACCAGCAAGACCAGACGAAAAUGCCACAGGGUUCCUGGAUAAACGCAUGUGAAACAAACUUUUUAAAAUGGCAAGUGGAGUGGGAAUUCGCAUUACUUCAUUAGAGUGUUGAAUACGAGUUUCAGAUAGAAAACAAACAUCGAUGUUGAGGCUUUCGAAAGACAUAGCCAACCCUAUCUGUUGUCUGAUCUGCAUUAGCUUGCGAACUUUAAAAGAGGUCAGUUUAAAUGGUGUACGUGGUUUCAGAAAGACUGUUUCAGUAUUCCUAGUCGGUGGUAGCAUUCAAUUUCCUAUCAGUGAGUGACUUGAGGUCAUUUAGAUAGAACAGAGUUUUCACCAUAGGUGAGCUGCUAUAUAAGUUGAAAAAUAAAAUACACAAUGAGAAUGAAGGGUAGUAGAUAAGUGACGUAGUAUAAAGGAAGUAAAAACGAAUGUUACCAAAUGAUUGUGAAUAUGAUUUGUCAGAACGAUAGUUGAAGCAAGAAUAUUUUCUCCAGUAGUAAUUACCAUUGAAUUUGUGUGAUGGCUGGGAUACUGCCCGGGUAACCAAAUCAAAGCAGGUGGCUUUCUUGGCGAGCCACACCCCGAACCUUUUACCUAAAGGUCUAAUCUACAGGGCUGUGGAGCAACACUAGGAGAUGCAGUCCCAUGGCAGCCGGUGACCAACAAUAGGUUCGUAUUCCAUUUGUUUCCUCAGGACCCUGGAGCUCAUGUGCACCAUUGGUUUGGAGUCAGGGUUUUUUAACUCCCGUAGGUGGAACCUCCGUGUCCACCAGCCCUGUUAAAAUGCCUGACAUUCAUUUUUCGUCUUCUCGAUUCCGUAAACAACACUACCACCUCAUGAAAGCAACGAUUAGAACUUUCUUGGCAGUAACGAGACCAAUUGAGAGCAUUUCGAUAGGGAGAGCGAGCUCUUCUCACUCUCGGCCGUAACAUGGCAUUUGGGGGCUCUUUGAAAGAGUUCUAAAAUGCAAAAUAAACGAUAAAAUCACCAAGGAUUGAGGCGUAACAUGGUUGAUGAACGUAUUAGAGCUGGCUAUCGAUAAACUAGGCUAGAAGUCACAGUACUGUAACCCUAAAAUCUGGAUCCUAGCAAUUUAUUCCACGAAAAAAUCCAGUCUCUUAAUAAUAUGAAGUAUAGUCAAUAUCGUAUUUUCCAGCAACAAGUUACCGUCGAUUACCCUUUGAAUUCCCACUAAUAGUUACCCUCAGUUAUCUUGAUUUUGAUUGGUCGCUGAUGGCUAUAGGUGUAGUAUUGUAAUUUUACCUUUUUUGUUAUAGCGUAGAAGUAUUUACGUUAACGACAUCAAAUGUUCGCUUAUUGCUAUGUAAAUUUUGCACAACAUGUAAAUUGACCAGUUUUUGUAUCAAUCUACUGCGUUUAUAGUAAACUCAUAGAGAAGUAAUUUUGUUAGUGGUUGAGUGAAUAAUCACAAUGAUAGGCGAGUUGAUGAAGUAGAAGAAUGUUAAAAUAGGCGAUCUUCACAUGUGAUUGUUUUCUUAUAAUUCCAUCAUAGUUUCCUCAUUUAUCAGAUACGAUCUUGAGACAGCUUGAUGUCUGUAUGGCUAUUGCCUAAUGACCAGUAAGAAAUGAACUUGACAGAAGAAACUAAAGAACUUAAUCCCAUUGGUAAAAAUUAUACUCACCCUUCCAAAAUAGAAAUUUGUGUCGUUUGGAGAGUAUGUUGUAGUUGUACAAGAUAUGUACGGUAAACUUAAUCAUACUAAAACAUCGAUUAUUUUUAAUAAAACAUUCUAUUCAAACUCAUAGUUAUGUUUCUGUCACUUUGAUACCUGAUUGCAAAUAACAGUCUUUAGUUAAAUAAAUCUAGUUUUCCAUAUAAAUAUAAUAUUCUCUAGAAGAGUAAUUGCCACAAAAUGUCGACUACACCUAUGAUCUUUACAACACUUAUAUGAAAAUAAUUUAUACGGCAUUAGUAUGUAGUGUUUAUUUAGUUUUUAUGCAUGCUAUAGUCUACAUGAAUAAUUUUUCAAGUAUUGUUGGUUUUGGGUUUGACUCCGUUCACGGUUCUAGAUGAAAAUUACUAGUCUUAAAACAUGUUAUAUAUAACUGAUUUCCAUUGCUCACCGACAUCUCACCAUAAAUAACUUAAAUUCCCGAUAUAUAUUGAAUGUACGCUUUGUGUUCACUUUCUUUGUUAUUAUUAUUAUUAUUAUUAUUAUUAAUCAAUUAAUUAAUUAUUUACUCACUUAUAACUAGUUUCUAGAGGUAGUUUCAUGGAUUUCCAGUGAGAGCCUGUGACCAAUAGGGUCCAGUCAUGUUGAGUGUGAGUCAGAUAUACCCCAAUAAUAAUGGCAUUGGAAGGUGGUCAUACUAAAUCACUAAUUGAUAAGAGCUGGAAAUGUAAACGCCAACUCAGUGGUCUAGAUGUUAAGUGCUCUUUGUGAUACCUAAAGUCCCUGGGUUCAAUCUCUGAUGAACUUGCUGAUUCUCACCCCUGAUGAUUCGCAUGCUUGAACGAAACAGUCAUAUAAUCGUUCAUGGCUUUCAGUGAUUGUCAAAGUAGUGUCAAUGUGUUUGACAAAAACUGGAAAACUGGUUUUCUUAUUUUAGUGAAACGUUUAACAUAUAUUAUGUAACUAAGAUGUGAAGGUUUUAUAAUUUUUUGGCCGGUUUAUUUCAAAUUCUCAAAGUUUGUUUUUCUGUUAUACUUUUUUUCUUUUUCAUUGUCUCAGCGAUAUGAAACUGAACGAGAAGGAUGAACAUGUUUGUGUCUGUUUAUCAAUCGGCAAACAGUUGUUUCUUUUUUGUUAUUAUUAAUACCUCUAUUACUACCCGAUUGUAUAAACGGUCAUAGUACUCCUAAUUUCAGUAUUGUUGCGUUUUUCUUGUCAGGGUUCUAUUUUCACUUUGAGCCUUUUGUACAAAAAGAAUAAAUGUGUGUUCUGUGUGCAUGUGCAUAAAGAAAAGUCUCUAAUGCAACAUAGUUUUCCCAAUUGCUAUUCUUAUGUUAUCACUACUUUGGUCAACAAUAUGGUGGUUAAUUUAUAUUUUUCCGGUUAUAAAUACGUCGUACUUAACUUCGAAUCACACUCUAGUGAUGCCACCAAUUGUUUGCCUAAACUAAAAUAGCUAGAAUGUGAUUUAAACCAACGACUUAAUGUCUGAAAGUUGAACACCUUGACUAUUAAACCUGCUCUCUAUUUGCCGUGAUCAUAUUUAGUUUUCAAAUAGGAUCUAGGAUAUAUAUAUAUAUAUAUAUAUAUAUAUAUAUAUAUAUAUAUAUCAACAAUGUGACAACCGUACAUUAUCAAGAUUGAAUUUUUAAAUAAAGCUUUUAUUCUCCUAAAGGUAUUUUACGUGAUUCCAGAAACAAUAGUGACCAAUACAAGGACACAUCAAUAUUAUACGUAAUUUUUAAAAUGAUUAUGCCAUGAACUACUUGCCGCUCAUUAAUUAAACGGAAAAAUGCUAGUAAUUUCACACAUUGAAUACUAAUGAACGGAUGCACUAAACAUUCAUGGAUAUGUAACUUAUCCCAUCCAAUUUAUUCCACAUCCUUUAUAUUAAUAUCAAAAUUCGGAAAGUUUAAGGAAGGUUCUUAAAUGUGAUGAGAUCCAUUGAGGUGAAAUAAGAAUAAUUAACUUAACCUGAGAUCGUUGGUCCCAUGUAAUUUAACUUCGCAGCUUAAGACGUUGCCACUAAGUUAUUUAGGCUGUGAUUGACCUGUUAGACGGAUAUAUUUACAUUGAUUGGUUCAUGAGCAGUGACAUGUGUCAUGUAUGUAUAGUCUCUUAACGACGAUCGAAGCUGAGUGACGUGGGAUCUAAACUGUCACAGAAAACCAGUUCCCUGCAGACUACAUAUGCACGCUUCUGACGUGUCGCGAGUAGUACGAAACAUACGCCCACGAUUUCUCGUUCACUACCUCCAACAUCUCAACAUAGUUCACGCUAUACCUCUCACAUUGUAACGUAAUCUAUAGGAUCCAAUUGACACUAAAGACAGUCAGUCAGUAACAACGUAGAACUUCAUACGUACGUACAUCAGUUCGAGUUGCCACACCACAUUAGCACAGAGAUGCAGUGGUCGAUUCAAAUCCCGUAGUGGUAGAGGUAAUAAGAGUACAAGCAGUAAUCGGGAAGAUUAGUGUUUGGAGAUGUUAUUUAAAGAGUAUAAUACAGUGAAAUAAAUUUGGAAAGAGA
Messenger RNA from Schistosoma haematobium, 12095 nucleotides. Its product is annotated as Methyl-CpG-binding domain protein 2. NCBI's taxonomy places the organism in Eukaryota, Metazoa, Platyhelminthes, Trematoda, Strigeidida, Schistosomatidae. The record is from RefSeq and is a predicted model, not a curated record. Bases 2587 to 3069 code for a protein of 160 amino acids. Gene Ontology annotation, molecular function: DNA binding. The transcript is spliced from 5 exons.